AUGCCUGUGAGGUUCGGCAUCCUAGGCGCGGCGAAGAUUGCACGGAAGGUAGUUCGCGCAAUGCAGAGCGUACCAGGCGUCAUUCCGUACGCCAUAGCCAGCCGUUCUUACGAGCGAGCCGCGCAGUUCGCUAAGGAGGUCGGCAUGGCUGAGGACGCCGCGAUUUACGGAAGCUACGCUGACGUCAUUGCGGACCCGUUAGUGGACGCGGUUUACAUCCCGCUGCCGACUGGACUCCACGUGGAGUGGGUGGUGAAAGCCGCGAAUCACGGAAAGCAUAUUCUGCUAGAGAAGCCCGUGUCGCUGAAUGUGGCCGAUCUGGAAACCAUGAUCGCAGCCGUCGAUUCGGCGGGAGUUCAGAUCAUGGACGGCACGAUGUGGAUGCACAACCCACGGGCAGUCGAAAUGAAAGCGGCCAUGCAGGAUAGAGAAUCUUUCGGGCAGCUCCUGCGCGUAACGGCGAAUUUUUUCUUCCCAGGAUCAGAGGAAUUUAUGAAGGAGGACAUUCGGCUGAAGAAAGAUCUAGACGGAUUGGGGUGUUUGGGAGACAUCGGGUGGUACUGUAUCCGAUCGUCACUCUGGGCUGCGGAUUUCGAGCUUCCGUAUAAAGUGCUGGGUCUCCCAGAUCCCAAGGUUAACGAAGAAGGCGUUUUGAUUCGCUGUGGUGGUUACCUGUGCUGGCGAAACGGGUUAACCGCUCUAUUCCAGUGCGGGUUUGAUUCUAUUGAUUCCCAGCGCCUUGAGUUUGCAGGCUCCCUCGCUACAAUCACACUAGAGGACUUCUGCAUCCCCUUCCAGGAAGAUAAGGCCAAGUUUGUGAUUGAAAAGGGGUCCAAGUGGCCAAAUCCGAGUCUGGGGGUGGAAUCCACGGUUGAGAGGAGAGAAACCGUGCUGACGUGGACGCAGGAGGCAAUGAUGAUUGCUGAGCUGGCACGGAUUGUGAGGGGGGUGAGAGGGGGGGGAGGGAAGGCGGCAUUGGAUGGGCGAUGGGUGGAUAUGAUGGAGCGGACACAGCGGGUGGUGUGUGCUGUGCAUGACUCGAUUGCACGGGGAGGAGUGCCUGUGCUUAUAGAGGAGGGUCGGGAGAAGGGUAAGGAGUAG
Molecule: messenger RNA, 1101 nt
Organism: Closterium sp. Yama58-4
Lineage: Eukaryota; Viridiplantae; Streptophyta; Zygnematophyceae; Desmidiales; Closteriaceae
Source: the annotation of a GenBank genome assembly